AUGCAGCCAAAACUGUGCAGUAGACUGCGAGUGAAGAACUAUCUUUACUCGAUUGUGCCCAGUCGCCUAGACCCGGACGAACAUCGCGACCAUAACGAGCCCAGUUCUUCCAUUACCGCCGCCCCGGAACAUAACCGGCUGCAGGAGAGGAUCUCGAGUGGAACCAGUGCUGCCAUGGAUGACAACCAGGGGCGCGAUGAAGAACUCACACCAAAAAGCACCCAACCACUAAAGAGGGUAAAUGCUGAGCCGCAAGGGCAAACUAAUUGA
Messenger RNA from Drosophila simulans, 270 nucleotides. RefSeq lists its product as uncharacterized. NCBI's taxonomy places the organism in Eukaryota, Metazoa, Arthropoda, Insecta, Diptera, Drosophilidae. The coding region runs from base 1 to 270 and encodes 89 amino acids. The transcript has a single exon. The record is from RefSeq and is a predicted model, not a curated record.